This is a messenger RNA of Sphaerodactylus townsendi, 3671 nucleotides long. RefSeq names its product cilia and flagella associated protein 58 (gene CFAP58). The record is from RefSeq and is a predicted model, not a curated record. Gene Ontology annotation, cellular component: cytoskeleton. The transcript has 18 exons. Lineage: Eukaryota; Metazoa; Chordata; Lepidosauria; Squamata; Sphaerodactylidae. The coding region runs from base 125 to 2755 and encodes 876 amino acids.
GCGCUGCUGUACACAGCGGCGGAAACCAGCUGGGAGCCAAAGCCCUCCCCGCCCCCUUUGGCGGGGGCUCUCCUUCUACUCCCUCCUCCGCUGGGGGCUCCCCCCCCCCACCUCCGCCGCAAAAAUGACUGAGGAAAGGUAUGACAAGCCUGCAAUAGAAGAAAAUGUCUUUGAAGCCUUGGAAAAAGACUUCCAAGAAGUCAUCAAUGAGCUUACAGGAGAUCAAAGCUUGGAAAAAUUUCGUGUGGAAUAUGAGAAGCUCCAUGCAAUUAUGAAAAAGUCCUACGAGAAUGAAAAGCGUCUCAUGGCAAAAUGCAGAGAACUUAAUGCAGAGAUUGUGGUGAAUUCUGCUAAAGUGGCUACUGCCUUGAAGCUCUCUCAGGAUGAUCAGACUACAAUAACAUCACUGAAAAGGGAGAUUGAAAAGGCCUGGAAAAUGGUGGAUGCAGCCUAUGAGAAGGAACAGAAAGCGAAAGACACCAUUUUGUCCCUUAAAGAAGAAAUCUUGAACUUGACUAAAUUAGUAGAACAAGGAUCCGGAUUAUCGCUAGGCCAAGAGCACAACAUGCGGGAAUUGCUAAGAUUUAAGGAUGAAGUUUCAAAGGAGCGAGACCAGCUUUUGUCAGAGGUUGUGAAGUUAAGAGAAAAUAUAGCAAAUAUGACAGACCAACAAACAGAGGCAGAAAAGACAAAAAUGAUGGCAGACUCUACCAUUUCUCAGCUCAACCAGGAAAUCCAGUUGCGUCAGAAUGAGGCUUCACGUGAGUCCCGCAAGAAAGAAAAAAUAGAGCGGGAACUGAAACAGCUUCACCUUGAUUUGGACAACAAAAUGAAUGAAAUGAAAGCAAUGCAGCAAGGGUUGAAUAAAAACAAGGAGGAACUCCUGAGGCUUGAACAACAACUCAAAGAGCAGAAGAUCCUGAAUGAAAGAGCCACAAAAGAACUGGAACAAUUUACAUUGAGAAACAACAAACUCCAGCAAGAGAAUGAACAGCACAGCUUGGCCAUUGAACAACUCAUGCAAGAGAACCAGCAGAAAAACUCAGAGCUGAGAGUAAGAGAGGAUGAGGUGUCUCAAAUGCGUCAAGAAAUUUCAAAGCUUUCUAAAACAAGAGAGCUUAUGCAGCGAAAACUACGUGUUGUGGAGGAGCAUAAAACACAGGCAGAAUUUGAACGGGACACCCUUAAAAAUCAGAUCAGUGGACUAGAAAAAGAGUUGGAAACAGCGAAAAAGCAAGCAGAAAUUGAUAAAAAAGCCAUAGAUGAACUUGUGAGGGAAAGGGAUAUCUUGAAUAAGAACUUGCUCAAAGCUGCCGGUGUCACUCAAAAGCAGAUGAACCUUGUUAAACUCCACGAACAGUCAAAAAAGAAUCUGGAAGAGGAAAUUCAAAAUUUUAAGGAUGAGGCUCAAAAACAGAGAAAGAUCAUUUUUCAGCUGGAGAAGGAGAGGGACCGCUAUAUCAAUGAAGCCAGCGAGCUCACACAAAAGGUCCUUCAUCAUAUGGAAGAUGUCAAACUGCGAGAAAUGCAGAUUUUUGACUACAAAAAGCAGAUAGCAGAGUCUGAAACAAAACUGAAACAGCAGCAGAAUCUCUAUGAAGCUGUGAGAUCUGAUAGAAACCUCUACAGUAAAAAUCUGAUUGAAGCACAGGAUGAAAUCAAUGAAAUGCGAAAGAAGCUGAAGAUUAUGACACAUCAGGUGGAUCAGCUGAAAGAAGAGAUCACUGCCAAAGAGGCAGCCCUUGUGAAAGUACAUUUGGACCAUCAGAGGAUAGAAAAAGAGAAAGAGGCAUUAAAGGGUGAACUACUUAAAAUGAGACAACAAGCUCUGGAGACUAAACAUUUUAUUGAAAAACAAGAAGAGGAAGAAAGAAAACUCUUGAAAAUUAUUUCUGAGGCUGAUGCAGAGAGGCUGAGGCAGAAGAAAGAAUUAGACCAGGUUAUUAGUGAGAGAGAUAUCCUGGGAAGUCAGUUGGUUCGGCGCAAUGAUGAACUGGCUCUUCUGUAUGAGAAGAUUAAAAUCCAACAAUCAAUUCUGAACAAGGGGGAAAUGCAGUACAGGCAAAGACUAGAAGACAUCCGGCUGCUGAAGCUGGAGAUCAAGAAACUUCGACGGGAGAAAGGAAUACUUGGCAAAAGUGUGGUAAACGUGGAAGAACUCAGGCAGGAGGUUUAUCACAUGCAGAAAGAGUUGUUGAAAGAAAGGACCCGCUGUAGAGCCCUGGAGGAAGAGCUGGAGAAUCCCAUGAAUGUUCACAGAUGGAGAAAACUGGAGGCUAGUGACCCAAGUACCUACGAACUGAUACAGAAAAUACAUGCGUUGCAGAAACGGCUUAUCAGCAAGACAGAAGAAGUGGUUGAAAAAGAGUUGCUUCUCCAGGAGAAGGAGAAGCUGUAUGUAGAACUGAAACAUAUCUUAGCCCGGCAACCUGGACCAGAAGCAGCAGAACAGCUGCAGCUAUAUCGGCACACACUACGGGAAAAGACCAAGCAACUAAAGGUUUUAUCUUCUGAGCUGAAUAUGUAUGAAUCACAGAGUCAAGAAUACAAAUAUGAAAUUGAAAGGCUUGCCAAUGAGCUUCUGAACAUCAAGAAGAAAUAUCUUACUCAAAAACGGAAGGAACAUGAAAACAAGGAAAAGGAAAGAGUCUUCAGUAACAUGGAAAAUGACUUCCCCGGACAGAAGACCAGAGUUCCACGUUUCACUGGAGGUGGCUUCCCUCUUAGCAACCCACCACCCAAAAUUGUGGCCUGAACAAUUUGCACAAUCACACCUCAUUUUCUGCCUUGCCAUCUCUGUCUGAACUAAAACAUUACUCUUGGAUAUAUACAGCACUGAUAUUGCUUUGAGAGGAACCUGUAACAAAUUACUGACUUGAGAUAACUGUGGUUUUUUAAUCAGAGGCUGGAGUAGGUGAUGUUUUUUGUACUCUCUUCGUCAAAUGCUGCCCUAUAAAUAUCAUAGAUGGGAGAGGUGCUCAUUAAAAAAAAAUCUUUACUGUGUUAGGUAUUAUUUCCAAGCUCCUCGAUUGAAGGUAUGGUGUGUUGAAAUCAGUGCAACUUACUUCCAAGUCAAUAUGUUGAGAAUUUAGCAUUAUAUGUGUAAUCAGAAGUUUCUAAAGAUGCAUAGUUGUUAUGGCCUCAAACUGCCGCCUCCUAUGUAUACUCCUUAAAACCCUGUGACAAAGAGGACAUCACCAGUGCAGCCAUCUUACGAAAACACAGUGCUAAAAAUUGGUCUGCUUUUAUUUGUGAAGCUCUGAGCUCCUGUGUAUUAUGUAGGAAGAGACACUAGGAAGAUCAGAAAGGUGUAUGGCAGUGCUAAGCCUGCACAUUCUAGGAAAUGCUAUUCUUUUUUGCAAGGUGCAGGUGUCAAUAGGGUGGUGACCACCUAACAGUGCCCAAGGCUUCUUUGUUGGGGUGUGCCUUGUUUUCAUUUAAUUUGUUUCUUACAUUCCAAAUGUGGAUGCUAAAUGUAAUCACGCUUAAAGGAAAACAGAUUUGCAGCAUUUAAAAUUGUUUACACAUGAAACCUCCCUACCAUGGUAACUUUUCAACCCAAAGUGACCUAAUUAUUUGUCAUAUGAUAAAGGCCCAAUAUGAGGUUCUGGAGGAGGAGGCGGCGGGAUGCAAGAUACCCAGGCUGUACAGAAUAAAAUGUCUUGAAAGUG